AUGUUUGACCACUGUCCAAGAGAAAUCUUCGAGUCUUCAAAGAAUGAUCCUGCUCUGACAGACCGCCAUUUUCUGCAGGUCCUUAAUGGGCAUUCCCAGAUAAGACCGUCCAUGACAAUCCUAUCUCGCAAGACCAUCUCAGUCCCGCACUGGCAUCGUUGCCUAGACGCGAGCCAACCACAAUGUUCGAGGAACGUGAAAAUGGCGUGUACACUUUGGAUUAACGUAAGUAACUCUGGGUGAUUCAUGACUGAAACUGGUAAUCAGUUUUGUUGUUAGCCCUUUAUAAAACUUCGGUCGGAUCAAAACUAUCCAAUAAGAAACUAGCCAUUGAAACGCAUAGUAAUUCAUAUGCAAAUAGCAUUAAGCAUUUAUUUUCCAACGACCCAAUAGCGCACUUUGAAUUGUUAAUCAGCCGACCAAUCCGCACUGACAAUUUGUCAGUUAAUACAAUUUUGAUCCGGCUGUUGGUAUAAAACAGAAAACAUUAAGUUAUUUCGAACAGAAAACGUUCAAAGCCUCUUGUCUUACAAGUCAUAAUGUCUCAAAGAAACUUGAAAUAUACUGUUUGUUCCGGCAGCCACUCCAGGCUUCAUUGCACUUUUAUUUGCAAAAGCUGUGGUGGCAACUACCGUCAGUGCAAAUGUGAAACAUGUAAAUCAUUACCUAAGUGAUGAUAGUUAAUUGUUGAAUGUUUUGACACGCCGCAUUUAAUCGAGUCAUCACCAGGCUUAUAUUUCAGUCGUAAUCUCUAGUCGAUCUGCUCAAACCGCUUUGGUUCAUAUUCCCACAAUCUCAUGGCUCAAGCAGCUAGUUCUUCUCUCCCUUUUCGGCGCAGGGGGGCGACUUUCGCUUUUGAUUGCGGUCUUCCAGCGGAACUAAUCAAAUUACAAGGGGACUGGCGCAGCGACGCUUAUUUGGUUUAUCUUGAAAUGACAGAUCAUCAAAAACGUACCGCUGUUAAUGCUAUGGCUCAAGCUUUACAGCAAAUUGGUCUUUAGCUAGCAUCAUAAUCAUAUACUUUUCUCAACCACAUUUAUUUUUUCAGUUCACUUAAUUCUAGGUAUAUAGAUUUUUUUUUUUUUAUCUUCUUAACUUUCUUACUCAAACACAGAUUUACAGAGUUUUAUUGUCUACGUAUGUAACACGUCUCGGUUUGGUUUCUCGACCACUGUAGCAAUAAAGCUCCAAUUUUAUUCCCAAACUCUCAUCGUCUGUGUUUGUAUGUAAACAAUUGUGUAAAUCAUUACCUAAGUGAUGAUAGUUAAUUGUUGAAUGUUGUGACACGCCGCAUUUAAUCGAGUCAUCACCAGGCUUAUAUUUCAGUCGUAAUCUCUAGUCGAUCUGCUCGAACCGCUUUGGUUCACCCUAAUUCCCUCCCACCCACGUCUCGGCUUGGUUUCUCGACCAGUGUAGCAAUAAAGCUCCAAUUUUAUUCCCAAACUCUCGUGGUCUGUGUUUGUAUGUAAACAAUUUGUCAACCGCCAAUCGAGACCAAACAAGCGCCAACGAAACGCUGAAGCCCGGGAGACCGAUUCUGAGCGUAACAACAAAGAACUCCAGAAGCGGUAUGACAGCUUACUGAAAGACCACGAAAGACUUGCACAGGCCUUCCGAAAUCAGAAAAAAGAAACGAAACUCCUUGGACAGCAGUGGAGGAAAAGGAGAAAGAGUAUGAAGAAGCAGCAAAUGAUGCCAAAGAGCUGGCCAACCUGGUUCGAACAAAAUGUGAAGCCAUCAAGACGCUAGAGAAAAGACUCGUUGAGGCCAGAAAACUCAUUGCAAGCUUAAAAGAAGAGCUUCAGUCAGCAAGGAACAGUUCUUCAGUAAGAGAACCGCAGCAUCCAGACCCACCACAACAGCAAUCGACCCGCGUCAGUAGCCACAGCCUCAGCAGCAUACACUCCCGAUACGACAAAGUUCUACAAACCAUGAAGGAUAACAACUGCAGUAUGGCCAAUGCCUCUCGCCUAUCAGGUUGUCCCAGGAGCACCCUCCAAGAUUUCAUCGCAAUAGCAGAGCUAAAAAAGGUGGACUCGAGGACAUUUGAGAUUGCGCUAGCAAACUACCAAGGAGAGACAUUUAGAGAACUAGAGCAAAUGUGCAGGAAAAGCCUCAGGCGUUACAUGCCGCUUAUGAGCACAAUGCGCCUUGAGGGGCAACUGUUGCCUCUUAAAUUUGACCAGCGCUUUUACGAAUGA
Molecule: messenger RNA, 2201 nt
Organism: Porites evermanni
Lineage: Eukaryota; Metazoa; Cnidaria; Anthozoa; Scleractinia; Poritidae
Source: the annotation of a GenBank genome assembly